AUGCCUGGAAUUGGAGGGUGCAUUGAUUGCACCCACAUUAAAAUUCAAAACCCAGGUGGUCCGGAUUCGGAAGCGUUUAGAAACCGAAAGGGUUAUUUUUCUUUAAAUGUCCAGGCAGUAUGUGGUCCAUCAAUGGAGUUUAUGGAUAUAGUAGUUAGAUGGCCAGGCAGUUAUCAUGACAGUUUUAUUUUCAGUAGCAGUUACGCAAAUAAAUAUUUUGAUGAACGUACACAUAACAUGUUAUUACUUGGAGAUGGUGGUUAUGCAUGUAAGACUUAUCUUUUUACUCCAUUGCGAAACCCUGUAACACCACCAGAACUGAAAUAUAACAAAGCACAAAUUAGGACAAGGAAUAUUAUUGAAAGGGUGUUUGGAGUUUGGAAAAGAAAAUUUCCUUGCCUCCAAAGGGGUCUUGCCAAUGCACCUUCUACAAUUGUAAAUAUUAUUAUUGCAUGUGCUAUGCUCCACAAUAUUUCAAGAAAAUAUCAAAAUGCUGAUGACGAUAGCGAUGACGAGGAAGACAUUUUAGAAGAGGAGUAUGGAGAGUAUAAUGAUGACAAUAAUAUAUUAGGGCCAGCGGCAAGAAGUGCAUACAUCAUUAGACAUUUUAGUUAG
Molecule: messenger RNA, 615 nt
Organism: Macrosiphum euphorbiae (potato aphid)
Lineage: Eukaryota; Metazoa; Arthropoda; Insecta; Hemiptera; Aphididae
Source: the annotation of a GenBank genome assembly